Molecule: messenger RNA, 2469 nt
Organism: Myodes glareolus (Bank vole)
Lineage: Eukaryota; Metazoa; Chordata; Mammalia; Rodentia; Cricetidae
Gene: Taf9b
Product: TATA-box binding protein associated factor 9b
Biological process (GO): DNA-templated transcription initiation
Cellular component (GO): transcription factor TFIID complex
Molecular function (GO): RNA polymerase II general transcription initiation factor activity; protein heterodimerization activity
Source: RefSeq, a predicted model, not a curated record
GUGCUUGGCCGGUCGUCAAAGUUCAAAAUGGCUGCCGAGAAGUCGGACGAUUCUGACGAGAUGGUUGAGGUAUCCGAACAGGGGUGGAGCCCGAGCGAGGAGGAAUCAGCCUGCCAAGCUCUCGCCCUGGUGGAAGACUCGCAGGAGAAAAUGGAGCCCAGCAAGAUGGCGCCUCCCAAGAACGCUCCUAGAGAUGCAUUGGUGAUGGCACAGAUCCUGAAGGAUAUGGGGAUCACUGAGUAUGAGCCAAGGGUCAUAAAUCAAAUGUUGGAAUUUGCUUUCCGCUAUGUGACUACAAUUCUGGAUGAUGCAAAAAUUUAUUCAAGUCAUGCUAAGAAACCUACUGUUGAUGCAGACGAUGUGAGACUGGCAAUCCAAUGCCGGGCUGACCAGUCCUUUACCUCUCCUCCUCCACGAGAUUUUUUACUAGAUAUUGCAAGGCAGAAAAAUCAAACUCCUUUGCCACUGAUUAAGCCAUAUGCAGGACCUAGACUGCCACCUGAUAGAUACUGCCUAACAGCUCCAAACUAUAGGCUGAAGUCCUUAAUUAAAAAGGGACCUAACCAAGGAAGACUAGUGCCUAGAUUAGGUGUUGGUGGUGGUAGUAGCAGACCUGCUACUCCUAAUGUAGCACCCCCACAAGCAGUAUCUGUUCCAAAUAAAGUUCCAACUCCAGUGUCAGUGACAAGCCAAAGAUUUGCAGUGCAGAUUCCACCUUCUCAGUCCGCACCUGCCAAACCAGCUCCGGCCACAACUACAGUCCAAAAUGUUCUGAUUAAUCCUUCAAUGAUUGGGUCCAAAAAUAUUCUCAUCACUACCAACAUGGUUUCCUCACAGAAUACAGGCAGUGACUCAAACCCACUGAAGAGGAAGCAUGAUGAUGACGAUGACGAUGACACGAUGUAAAGAAUAAAGUCUGUUCCACAGUUAUUUUAGUGCGUUUGGGCCCACAUGGUAGACUGAACAGCCUAGGUCUUAAGUUUUAUCUUAGAAAUAUAGUAGCGGUAUUUUUCACAUUAGAUACACGAUAGGUUUCAUUAAGUACAAAUAUUUUCUCAGUAUGCUUCAGAUAUACAAGUCCUUGUUUCUAGACAGCUUUAGUCUCACCAUUUUAUUUUUAGAAGCAGUUUUGUGCCAUGUCACUGACAGCAGAACUUAGAUUCCAGUUCCUGGUCUCAUUUACAUUUAAGCAUGACUUUGUUAGGUCAACUAUUCACACUGUCACCUUUGCGACCAAAUCUCUCAAUCUAGUAAACUUUUUGGAAACAGUGGAUUUAGAAGGGUGCUAAAUCCAUUUUGAAUGUAUUUGGGUUUGGUCUUUUCUAAUUCCCCGCCUCAGCUGCCUAUCUAGAUGCCAUUCAGUUUCUGUUCGCACCUCCCAUCGCCUUCCGUCACUUGCCAUGGCACUUAAAUAGAAGACUGUAACUGGAAUUUGUAAAACACCUAGCAUUUUGUCGUUCACUUGAACCUGGGCGUCUGCAUUUGCUUUUUCACUCCCGAACAGAGCAGGCGGUCUCAGCCCUUCCCUUCUUUGCCUGUUAGCUUAACUCACUGACAUCAGUUCCAUUCAGUUGCAUUCCAACUUGAUAGCCUCACCAUCUUUCAUGUUUAUAAUUUAACAGAUAUAAUGUAAAAGCUGCCUUGGUAAGUAAUUUACACUGGACCUAGAUAAAACCACUGAAAUUAAGUGUUUUUGUUGUUUCUUUAUUCUUCCCACCUGCAUACAUGCUUUGAUCACUACUGAUUGAACCAGUCUAUUGGUUUCAUUCAGAUCAAUCUUGCUACUGAGGACGUCACACAUAAGAUCAAGCCUGAAACUAGAGUCUCAUGAUUCUCCUUCCCCAUAAGGCCAACAGGGAAAACAGAUUAGUGUCACCUGACUCCAUUCCCAACCAUGUUUCUAAACACUUUCUAUCUUGUUUUUAUACAUACCUACAAGACACACUGGGGAAGACUGCAAGGCUUUUGAGUAUAAAAAACACUGAUUUGCCAAUACUGGAAAAAUGUAAACACAAGUUCCCAAAACCUCCAUAUUAAUUAGAUUUUAUAGCCAUGGGUCAUCAAACUUACUAAGUAUCGGCACAGGAUGGUGUUUGACACAACAGUACAGUAACAAGACAGCAAUGUCUCGUCCCGGUUUGUAUGUUUAGGAAUGUUACGGAAGGCUGAGCUGAUCAGUAUCACAAGAGAAAUGUGCACUCUACAGCACUCAUGUCACUACUUGAAUGUUCUCAGGGAGGCAGAAUAUUCAGCGGCCUGGCUUCUACUACUAGUUUCAUUACCAAACAUGUGACCUUACUUUACCUCUGAGCCUUGUUCACUAGUAAUGGGAAAUACCACCUACCCUGCCUACCUCACAGGGAUAUUGUGAGGGUUUAGCUGGUGUGAGAGAAAGUUCUCAAGAUUGUAAAAACUAUAAGUAAUUAUUAAUGUAUUUGUUGCAAAAUUAUUAAUAAAAAUUUAACUUUA